GUCUUAAAAAGGGCAAACGCUUCUUUUCUCCUUUGAAAACCCGCCUUCUGCCGUGGUACAGAAAUAGAAAGGUUUGGCUGCAACAGCAUCUCUGCAAAGGGGAGGAAAUCAGAUCAGCAAGAAGAAUAAGACACUUUGUUUAGGUUUCGCGACCGAGUGAUUAGUCAGAGAUCCUUGUCUUCCGUUUGCUGAGCAUCAGCAACAUAAAGGAGACUUACCCAGCUAACCAGCCUGGCUGAAUAUCAAGCCGGGAGGGCGUGAAUAACGAAGUUUACACAGAUACAGAGAAAGCAUUUACCCACUCACAGCAACUUAAUUACGUUUAGCAACCGGCAAGUUAGCGUGACAUCUUCCAGUCGUUGCAUUUUUUGAGGGAAUGGCAUUGGAUUUCGCUGCUGGAUGUGUAGGAGGUGCUGCUGGUGUUUUGGUUGGGCAUCCAUUUGACACUGUAAAGGUCCGGCUUCAGGUUCAAAAUGUGGACAAACCUCUGUACCGUGGGACGUUUCAUUGCUUCCAGUCAAUCGUACGCCAGGAGUCGAUACUUGGUCUAUACAAAGGUAUUGGCUCUCCGAUGAUGGGGCUGACCUUCAUCAAUGCUAUAGUUUUUGGUGUCCAGGGAAACACUAUGCGCAUGCUUGGCUGUGACACACCUCUCAACCAGUUCUUGGCUGGAGCCUCUGCUGGAGCUAUCCAGUGUGUCAUUUGCUGUCCAAUGGAGCUGGCCAAGACACGUAUGCAAAUGCAAGGGACUGGAGAGAAGAAGUCUAAGAAGAAGAUGUAUAAGAACUCCAUGGACUGUCUGGUGAGAAUCUACAAGAAGGAGGGGAUCAGGGGGAUCAACCGUGGCAUGGUGACCACUCUGGUGCGCGAGACACCAGGUUUUGGUGUGUACUUCCUUGCAUAUGACAUGUUGACACGCUCACUGGGCUGUGAGCCAGAAGACCCGUACAUGAUCCCCAAGCUGCUGUUUGCUGGCGGAAUGUCGGGCAUCGCUUCCUGGCUCUCCACCUACCCCGUGGAUGUGAUCAAGUCGCGCCUGCAAGCGGACGGGGUUGGUGGCGUUAACCGGUAUAAUGGUAUUAUGGACUGUGUCAGGCAGAGUUUACAGAAAGAGGGGUGGAGAGUGUUCACUCGUGGACUCACGUCCACUUUGCUCCGUGCAUUCCCAGUGAACGCUACCACGUUUGCCACUGUGACUCUGUUCUUAAUGUACAUGCGUGAAGGUGGCGAGUGCAGCAUUCCAGACUCUGAGCCGCCAUCUGUUCAGCUGCAGCCGACCAGCAUGUAAGCUGCUAUGCAGCAGUGAGCAUUAUUAAUUUUUAAGCAAACCUAUCUGUAGACAAGAGUUUCACAGAGGUCUGCGAUCUGUUAAAUAGUGUCCGUAGUCACAAAGAACUGAUUUUUAGGUAAGCAUCUGUCCAUAAAGCGUCAACCAAGUGGUCAAACAUAGUAUUUAAAUAAUAUAUAUUUUAAGAUGAAAGCUGCAUUUGUAAAUAUGGUCUGUUUUUAAACACCUUAGCUUUUGUACAUAUUUUUGCUUUUUUAAAGCAAUUAAAGAAACUUGACAGUUACAAGAGUUACUGUAAUAACAUACAGUGACUGUUACAGAUCCUGAAAAUGUAGAACACUUUAUUCCUGAUGAGGCUGUUUUCAAAUCAUAAUGGAACUAAUCUCCAAUAUUACACAGGCCUAAACACACGAGUGCUUUAUACAAUUAGUAAAAUGAAGUCGAUUUACAGUGUAAUUGUUAUAGUCAAAAUUAUCCUGUUUACUGUCCUGUGAACAGUUUUGUAGCAUCUUGUGGAAAUGGUUAUAUACAUAGACAUUUCUUGUUUGUUAAUGCUCCAUGUAGUUUAAACUGGAUUAGGCAGAAAUUUAGGAAAGGCAAAUGCAAGACAAAUUGUGAUUUGAGAAUCUAGCUACUACUACUGAGCCACUGGCUAUUGUUUACUGAGGGUUAAACUAUCAGUUAUGUCAAGUGACUGUUGUAAUGUUCACCUGAGAAAACCCAUUACGGUUAAAACAAAACAGAUUCUAAGUUGGUAUGUCUUUCCAAGAAAGGGGGGAUGAAAUUAUACAGAAAAAUGUUAACAUUGCUGCUGGGGCUCAUACUUGUGACUUCUUAACAUCCCCUUCUACCCAGAAGUAGCCACGGCAGUCAUGCUUCAUACGAGCAAAGGGAGGAUCACAAUGACAGAAUUGAAGCUGAAACUUGUAUCUCGUUUUAAUAAUUCUUUAUUUUUUGCUACUGAAUCAGGCUUUUCACUAUCAUAAGGCUCACAUGUGAAUUUGUGGAACAGCCAGUAGGGAUGGCGUCUUUCUGAAAAGAUCUGAUUGGCUAAAGUUUGAAUCAAAGACUAGAUUUUCAAAAAUCCUCUUUGCCAAAAAGAAAAAAAAAAAAACAAAAGAAAAGAAAAACUGCCUACACCAUCUUUACCUUCCUCUGAAAAGUCAUAGCAACGUUAAUUGUGGCUGCUUUAUAAAGUUUCAAGUGUGCAGUUACAGCUAACAUUUUAUAUCACUUCUUUGGUGACUGUAAUAAUCUGUCUUAGAACACUUGUAAUUAAAAUAUUACAGGGUUGAAUGUUAGUCUGUUGCAGUAUGGUAUAAGAUUUUGGAUAAAGUCAGAAAAAAUAAUUGUGUAAUAUUUUCUUUAAAAAUGUGUCAUUAUUUGAUGCGGUCAUUUUAAAACCAAACUGGAUACAGUGUCAUCAUACUGUGGACAUUAUACUGUGUUCAAAUAAAGCACCUUAUGGUAUGACAUUAAGCAUAUGUAUGGUUAAAAAUACAUUUUGGCAAUCACCUUUUCUCUUAAUGGGUUUUGUAUUUCCUACUAAGGGAAGAUUCUCUAGCAGUUUGGCUAGACCAGUCAUGUACACUACUAUGCCACCUAGAGGCACAGAAGGUAAUGGCUCCUGUAUUUUAAACCUUUUUUUAUCUACAGUCUGUUUGCUGAUUUUGCUGCCAGUUUGCAGAUUCUGUUACUUUUUAGUUUGGCCAGAAAUUCUUGUCCUUCAGUUUACCUUCCGAUGGAGUGUGACCAUUUUCUGCUCUUAUAGUUAACAAUUGACACAUUCUUCAAGAUUAAAAUGAGCCUUAUACCCAGCCAGAAAACCUGCAACUAACGCAUGCACACACACACACACACACACACACACAAACGCACUUCUGUGUUCGAUAUUCACCAGAAAGGUUUACCAAAUACAGAAGCCAUAACUUUCCCUGUAAAUGAUAUUCAUCUUCAUAACUCACCAACCUCCAGGUGUAGCUUUGCCUGGGGGUGGUGGGUCAGAUGUGGAGGUCUGAAACUGCUUUGGAUUUGUCCAAAGAUAUAAUGUACAUAUUGAAUGUGGCAGUUUUUUUGCUUUGUGAGAACUCUAGACUUUAGAUUUACCUUAAUUGUAUCCAUGUAUUAUUCUGUUUUGUUUUUUCUUUCCAAUAUUUUUUUUCCUUUAAGCCUGUGGGUUUAUUUCUAUCAGAACAGAUUCGUGAUAUCUCUGUAAAAAAAUGCUGCUGUAAAUAUCUAAUGUUUGCUUUUGUGUUUGUACUUUUAACAGCCUGUACAAUACCUUGCACCAAAGUAGCACAUGUAAUUUGAAACCCCAAAGGAGAAUAGUGAAAUAAAACACUUUUUUUUUGAAAGACA
Archocentrus centrarchus (flier cichlid) is the source of this 3646-nucleotide messenger RNA. It is a transcript of the gene slc25a29l, whose product is annotated as solute carrier family 25 member 29-like. Gene Ontology annotation, cellular component: mitochondrion. Gene Ontology annotation, biological process: mitochondrial L-ornithine transmembrane transport. The record is from RefSeq and is a predicted model, not a curated record. Gene Ontology annotation, molecular function: high-affinity L-arginine transmembrane transporter activity. NCBI's taxonomy places the organism in Eukaryota, Metazoa, Chordata, Actinopteri, Cichliformes, Cichlidae. The transcript has 4 exons. Bases 377 to 1288 code for a protein of 303 amino acids.